Seminavis robusta is the source of this 792-nucleotide messenger RNA. NCBI's taxonomy places the organism in Eukaryota, Bacillariophyta, Bacillariophyceae, Naviculales, Naviculaceae. The record is from the annotation of a GenBank genome assembly.
AUGGAUUACAAAUUGGAAGUCGAGACCAAUGGCAAUGAGACGACUGUCCAUUGGGAUAAAGAUCCCGAGGCUCCCUCUGUCAAGUACGGAAUGGGACUUCAAGUGGGACUCUUUAUUGGCUUUGUGGUCCUCGCUGCUGCCAUUGUGGUCCUCGUCUUUUUCAUUUGCAAACGACGAGAUCGACGGCUGAAAGCGCAAAAGAUGGCGGAACUGGACAAGGUUGCCGACUUUAAGGAUCACUUGGAGUGUAAACCGUGGUGUCACCCCGAUGAUCAAACCAGAGCUUUCCAAAAGGGCAGCACCAUUACCUUUAGCAGCGUUAUCCAUGGUUCCUUUUCAGCGCCUCCUAAUGCAGCUACUACUGGUAGUAAUCUUGCCAACAGCAGCAAAAACAGUACUUCCACCACCGACACCGUGAUUUCCAUGGAUGCCGCCGAAACAGCCGUGGUGGACAUUGAAGCUGUGGCGACAACAACAACAACAACCAAGCGUGACUCGGAUACUACUACCACUAUGGAGGAGGAAGAUCGUCGUGAUACCAUCAUGGAACUCCCCACCUUUGCGUCUUCUGCAAAGCAUCGCUAUCCGGCACCUCCCGUGGGUCGAUCCUUCCAUUCCCGCCACAAUGGCUUUUAUUGUGCCAUUUGUGUGGAAGGCUUUCAAGUGGGCGAUCCAAUCUACAACUCCAACAAUCCCAAUUGCCAGCAUCAGAUACAUGCUUCUUGUAUGGACAAGUGGAUUGAAUACCAGAACGUUUGCCCCGUCUGCAGUCAGCCAUUUGUAUUGUUAUAA